UUUCCGAAAGCCAUAGGGCAGUGGCGCGCUGCGGCAGGAGACUGAGUGCUGAGGGAAGCUGAGUUGUGCCCCGGAGCGCGUAGUUGGGAACUGGAACCCGCCUGGGUUGUGUGCAGAAGGCCAGAGCAAGGGAGUAGAGAAGUGGGGUGCAAGCGAGAGGUCUGGAAUCCGUCCGGGGUCGGGCGCGCGCUGGGCCAGCGGACAGGUCGGAGCGCGCAGUCCGCCGGAACGAGUAACGCUGCAGGCCUAGUAUUGAACACUAAGUAAUGGCUAUGCAGAUGCAGCUUGAAGCAAAUGCAGACACUUCAGUGGAAGAAGAGAGCUUUGGCCCACAACCUGUUUCACGAUUAGAGCAAUGUGGCAUAAAUGCCAAUGAUGUGAAAAAAUUGGAAGAAGCUGGAUUCCAUACUGUGGAGGCUGUUGCCUAUGCACCAAAGAAGGAGCUGACAAAUAUUAAGGGGAUUAGUGAAGCCAAAGCUGAUAAAAUUCUGACAGAGGCAGCUAAAUUAGUUCCAAUGGGUUUCACCACUGCAACUGAGUUCCACCAAAGGAGAUCAGAGAUCAUACAGAUUACAACUGGCUCCAAAGAGCUUGACAAACUACUUCAAGGAGGAAUUGAGACUGGAUCCAUCACAGAGAUGUUUGGAGAAUUCCGAACUGGGAAGACCCAGAUCUGUCAUACGUUGGCUGUAACAUGCCAGCUUCCCAUUGACCGAGGUGGAGGUGAAGGAAAGGCCAUGUACAUCGACACCGAGGGUACCUUUAGGCCAGAACGGCUGCUAGCAGUGGCUGAGAGAUAUGGCCUCUCUGGCAGUGAUGUCCUAGAUAAUGUAGCUUAUGCUCGUGGGUUCAACACAGACCACCAGACGCAGCUACUGUAUCAAGCCUCAGCCAUGAUGGUAGAGUCCAGAUACGCACUGCUAAUCGUAGACAGUGCCACCGCUCUCUACAGAACAGAUUAUUCUGGUCGUGGGGAACUUUCAGCCAGGCAGAUGCACUUGGCCAGGUUUCUGCGGAUGCUUCUGCGACUUGCUGAUGAGUUUGGUGUAGCAGUGGUAAUCACCAACCAGGUGGUAGCCCAAGUGGAUGGAGCAGCCAUGUUUGCUGCAGAUCCUAAAAAACCUAUUGGAGGAAAUAUCAUUGCUCAUGCCUCAACAACCAGAUUGUACUUGAGGAAAGGAAGAGGGGAAACCAGAAUCUGCAAAAUCUACGACUCGCCUUGUCUUCCUGAAGCUGAAGCUAUGUUUGCCAUCAAUGCAGAUGGAGUGGGAGAUGCCAAAGACUGAAUCACUGGGUUUUUUCCUGUGGUAAACCUAAGUGCUGCAGCCUAAUGGAGAAGACUGCUCCCUGGGGUUCUUUGCAGGCCUCUUCCUGUUGUGACUGCCAGAAAAAGGCUUCCGGAAAAAACAGCUAUUGUAUCAGGUUCUCUGAUGGUGUAAACAGGAGACAGGUCAGUAGUCACAGACUGAUCUGAAAUGUUUAUUCCUUCUAGAGUGUAUUAAUCUCUGUGAAUUCUUUAGUUUUGGGGGGGCGGUGUGUGGAAUACCUUUGACAUAGUGCCUUGCAGUUGACUUGGGACUGACAGCUGGACAAUCUUGUCUCCAAGGGAACUAAAGCUAGGCAGACCUGACUCUUCUCUAUGUUGAAAAAAAUGCCUGAGUUACGUGGCAGAGCGAAUGGCUCUCCUCACCGGUUUAUUCUCUGUCAGUAAAACUGUCAGUCAGACAAGGUUUUUAAGUUUCUGUGCCUGAAUUACCUUAUGUAAGAAUUUGUUCCAGUUCAGGGGCACGGAGCAGACCUGCUAAAGCACCAGGCCUUCACCAUCUACUUGGGGUUCUUUUACUGCUCAGAUCAACUCAAGAUAAUUCUGGAAUUUUAGGCAAUCCAGAGGCUAAGUAGAUUCAGUGUGGGCCUGCUAAUAAAGUAGUUAUUUGUACUGAAUGUGUUGUUUAUAGAAGUUAUUCUGGUAUAAGCUAAGUAUGCAAAACAGGGCCUUCAUAAUAUCUUUUUGGCACUGGUGGGGUGAUCAGUUUCUGUUGCUUUAAAAUUGAAAACUUAAAACAGAAGUCUGAAUUCAUAUGACUGAGCUUUUAUUGUCCUUCAACCUAAUAUACUGUCACAAGAUGUAUAUAUAAUUGCUUUCCUGUGGCCUUUGUUUUUAUUCUGUAAGUCAUGUAGCGGCCUGAUACUUGCCUGGAUUACUCUACUUCAGGGGUUUGAGAUACUCUUCUUCCCAACCUUCUACUCAGGCUGGGUUUUAACCAGCUCUUCCCAUUUCGAAGGGCCUCUCAGCUAGUACUGGAAGUGAAAGAAAGGCGGUGAAAAUCUCUGCUAUUGCCUAUGUUGAUCUGACUAUAUGUAGGAAGAUAGGGAGAUACAGUCACUUUAAUGCAGCUUUGUUUUUUGUUGUUGUUGUUUUGUUUUUAAAGAUUUUAUUGGGGAAGGGGAACAGGACUUUUUUGGGGAACAGUGUGUACUUCUAGGAUUUUUUUCCAAGUCAAGUUGUUG
This is a messenger RNA of Rhinolophus ferrumequinum (greater horseshoe bat), 2508 nucleotides long. It is a transcript of the gene RAD51, whose product is annotated as RAD51 recombinase. Gene Ontology annotation, molecular function: single-stranded DNA binding; ATP-dependent DNA damage sensor activity; ATP hydrolysis activity. The transcript has 10 exons. NCBI's taxonomy places the organism in Eukaryota, Metazoa, Chordata, Mammalia, Chiroptera, Rhinolophidae. Gene Ontology annotation, biological process: mitotic recombination-dependent replication fork processing; DNA strand invasion; chromosome organization involved in meiotic cell cycle. The coding region runs from base 267 to 1286 and encodes 339 amino acids. The record is from RefSeq and is a predicted model, not a curated record. Gene Ontology annotation, cellular component: condensed nuclear chromosome.